AUGAAGUAUAGUACUUCUCCAAUGAGUAGUCGUAGUUCUUCGGUCAUGAGCAAUAGUUUUAGAGGGACCUCUUCUCCUUUACCAGCUCCUUUAUCGUAUUCAGCUAGUUGUAUGACUGCAGCUGCUAAAAGGUAUAAAUAUUUAAGAAGAUUAUUUAAAUUUCAUCAAAUGGAUUUUGAAUUUGCAUUGUGGCAAAUGUUGUAUUUAUUUAUAGCACCUCAAAAAGUGUAUAGAAAUUUUUAUUAUAGAAAACAAACCAAAUCUCAAUUUGCUAGAGACGAUCCUGCUUUUUUGGUUUUAUUGACACUUUGGCUUGUGGGAUCUUCGAUUGGUUUUUCAUUUGUCCUUCAAUUAGAUUUUUUAAGCUUUAUUAAAUUUACAUUGUAUGUCAUUAUUGUUGACUGUAUUGGAGUAGGAGUUUGUAUAGCAACUUCUCUGUGGUAUUUAUGUAAUAAAUAUUUAAAAAAGCAAACAUGUGAAGAUCAGGAUGUCGAAUGGGGAUAUGCUUUCGAUGUGCAUUUAAAUGCAUUUUUUCCAUUAUUAAUCAUUCUUCAUGUUUUUCAAUUAUUUUUUUACAGUGUUCUUAUAAAUCAUGAUUGGUUUAUAUCGAUAUUAUUUGGGAAUACUCUGUGGGCAGUCGCAGUCGGUUAUUAUAUGUAUAUAACAUUUUUAGGAUACAGUAGUCUUCCAAUACUUUACAGAACUCAUGUAUUAUUGUAUCCAUUGACUGGUUUAGCAUUAGUUUAUAUAGUAACUGUCGCAAUGAGGUGGAACUUAACUCAAAGCAUAGUAUAUUUUUAUAAAUAUAGAGUAUUGUAA
Molecule: messenger RNA, 819 nt
Organism: Pediculus humanus corporis (human body louse)
Lineage: Eukaryota; Metazoa; Arthropoda; Insecta; Psocodea; Pediculidae
Exons: 5
Coding region: 1-819 (272 amino acids)
Cellular component (GO): Golgi membrane
Source: RefSeq, a predicted model, not a curated record